Molecule: messenger RNA, 1622 nt
Organism: Colletotrichum phormii
Lineage: Eukaryota; Fungi; Ascomycota; Sordariomycetes; Glomerellales; Glomerellaceae
Exons: 3
Coding region: 1-1605 (534 amino acids)
Source: RefSeq, a predicted model, not a curated record
AUGGCGGAACUUGUGCUUGGCGCCAUCGGCGUAGUGCCAAUUGUCGGCUUUAUUCUUCAGUCCUAUAAGGCUAUAUCCAAGACGUUCCAUGACUUUCAACACUACUCAGCCGUCGUGAAGAGAACCCGAUUCACUCUCACGUUCCAGGAGCGAUUGUUCAAGAACAAAUGCCAACUUCUACUGCAGUUUGCGCACCGCGACGAUCAAACAGUCGAAGAGAUGUUGGACGAUCCCAACCACCCCGAAUGGACGAGCCCAGACCUAGAACGGGGCGAACGAUUGAAGGACACCAUUCGGCGCCUGCGGAAGGUACAAACUGGUUUCAAGAUUGUCAUCAACGAGACCGAAUACUGCCGAGUAAUAAGAGAUCUGAAAGAGUCCACCAAGGCUCUCACCUUGCUCAGAACACAGAUUCUGCAUCUUGAGAAAGGGGAAUUGUCGAUCCGCGUAAAGACGAGAGCGCCUCCGCCAGGUGAAUGGGCAGGCUUGCUGAAAACGCGCCGCGCAUCACAAGCCCUCCAUGAGGGGCUGUCAGAGGCCUGGAAUUGUCGACAGGUAGUGCACGAGAAACAUUUUGUCAAGCCCUUUACCGGGAGCGAGCACUGUUGCAACGAGAUACAGCUAAGCCUUGCUGUUGCCUGUCAAAGCAACUCUCAAGAGACGGUAUCCAGCACGCUUGUAGAGCUUAUCGUACGAUCCGAGGCUCUGAAUCAUCCCAAGCUACCGUCUACAAUGCUGCCUGCCGGCCAAGAGAUACCCAGAGCGAUCAAGCUGUCAGGGGUGAUUCAGGUUAAAGAAACGGCCUUCUCGACAAUCGCGAAUAACAUCAGCCCCCCGCAAAUAGACUCUAGAUGUAGUUCGUCUUGUGAUCUUCGCGACACGAAAGACUUCUGCUGGGAACUGACAAAGGGGGCUCGGCUGCUAUCGCAGAAGGCUAUCGCAGCAUGUAUCGGCCAUCUCGAUGUCACUACAGAUCCAGGCUAUCGGCAUUCGUUCUUUCCAGGCCUCAGUGAUGUGACCUGUCGCAAUCAAGCGGUGGCACUCUUACAGAUACUUGACCCUUCCACACGCGACUUCGUGUCUGCUGUUGACAAGCUCAAGCUUGCCCGGUCUCUUGUUCUAGCGAUUCUCAGGUUCCAUUCGACGCCAUGGCUCAGCGACUUAUGGAGACUGCAAGAUCUCUCGAUCUUCUCACAGAGUCAAGGGGACUUGCCAAAAGCACUCGAGACACUACAUGUAGGCGUUGGACUAACGCAGAAGAACGCAGACCGGCAAGUAGCUGAUUUUGCAGAAGACUUCCGGGCAGCAGCAAGCUACCGAAGUACGGGAGUCGAUUAUGACCAGCUCCUCUGUGGUAUUGAAAACCUCAGCUUACACAGCCUCGGAGUGGCGUUGAUCCAGAUUAAUAAGUGGCAAAUGCUUGAAGUCGAGACCCUGGACGACAUUGUCAAGAUCACAAGGAAGUGUCUUUGCUGUGACUUUGGCCAUGGCUACGACUUGACCAAAGCGGAAUUGCAGGAAGCAGUGUAUAACAACAUUGUAGGCGUGUUGGAGGAGAUGAUAGCUGUCUUGGAACUCAGCGAGGAGAACGACAGUUAUUUCUGAUUGAGCUACCUUACGAG